Aspergillus calidoustus is the source of this 393-nucleotide messenger RNA. The record is from the annotation of a GenBank genome assembly. Lineage: Eukaryota; Fungi; Ascomycota; Eurotiomycetes; Eurotiales; Aspergillaceae.
AUGGAUGUCCAUGACGUGGAGAACUUCAUCCGAUACGAAUUCAACGACAAAGCCCUCCUUGCAGCAGCCUUCAUCCCAUCCAAGAACGGACGCCUAGGCUUCCUUGGUGACAAAGUCAUCGGAUUAAUACUGCUUGACGACUGGUACAGAACCAGAACUAACUGCUUAGAAGGCUCUCAGCAAUUAGAGCGAUAUGCCAGUAAUCUCACGAUGGCUGCCGAAGCCCGACGAGCGCAUUUCAACCAGGUUAAUCCCCCUGGUUCACGCCGCCGCCAGCAACUUGGGACACAUGGUCUUGCGACAGAGGUUGAAGCCGUUGUCGGUGCGGUUUGGGUUGAUUCGAAUAGGAAUUGGGACGUGACCAAGCGGUGUUAUGAGAGGAUAAAGGCUUGA